Malus domestica (apple) is the source of this 569-nucleotide messenger RNA. The record is from RefSeq and is a predicted model, not a curated record. Lineage: Eukaryota; Viridiplantae; Streptophyta; Magnoliopsida; Rosales; Rosaceae.
AUGGCUGCAACGAGAAUGCUUCAUCAGCAAAUCCCCCGCGGCCAAGAAGCGCGAGGAAGAAGCCGAGAAGCUGGCGGAGGCUGCCACGCGGAAAGUCCGAGGCCCGCCGAUUGGCGGAUCUGGAGGAGAAGGAUCUCCCUAUCCUCUCUCUUCUCUCUCUCGCUCUUCUUCCGCAUAAGAUCUCUCUCGCUCUCUCCGCCGUCGACCUCCCGCCUCACAUUGACUGAGAUCCAAGAUGUGGAAGGGGUAGAACUAUGUGGAACCCUGAAAAAUGUUGUGGCCAUAGCAGCAGGUUUUGUGGAUGGGUUGGAGAUGGGAAAUAACACAAAGGCUGCAAUUAUGAGAAUCGGUCUAAGAGAGAUGAAGGCAUUUUCCAAGAUGUUAUUUUCAUCAAUCGAAAUGGCAAGGGGAAGCUCAAAGAAAGGUGCUAUGUUGCCUCCUAGGCCGCCUAUGCGUUGAGCUUGAGCUUGAAGACUUGGAAGAUUUUAUUUGUGCAAGACAUGAAGUGAUGAAACCUUGAAGGUUUAUUUGACUUGUGUGAUGUUUAAAUUUGGACUUUUUGAAGACUU